CGGUUAACGGUCGUAUAGUGAAUUAGAUGUACCCUACAUAAAAAAUUCAGUGUUCCACAAUGUGAAUUAGAACUACCUCCCUUGAUAAAAAAAUCAGUGUUCCACAGAAGUCAGUUAGAACUACCCUAUAUAACAAACAUAGGGUCCAACAGAUGUGAACUAGAUUUACCUUCCCUAAAAAACAGUGUUCCACAAUAGUGAAUUGGAAGUCAGUACUCUGCAUCAGUGCAUUACAAAAGUAAUUUGUACUAGUAGUACCCUACAAAAAAACUCAAUGUUCUAUAACAGUGAUUUAGAAUUGCCCUUAAAAGACAACUCUGAGUUCCAUAAACAAAUGAGUCAAAAGUAGAUACCUUCAUCAGUGUUCCACCGAAGAAAGUACUCGAAAAAAGAAAACCCUAACACAAUGGAAGAAGCGCCGGAAGAAUGCAGCGAAGCCCUCUUCGGCCCUGAGCGUGACCCCCUCUACAUUGUCGCCCCCCUCACCGCCGUCUACCUGCUCAUCUUCAUCGCCGGCAGCAUCGGCAACACCGCCACCUGCCUCGUCAUCGCCGCCAACAAAUCCAUGCGCACCGCCACCAACUACUACCUAUUCAGCCUCGCCGUCUCCGAUCAGCUGCUGCUAAUCGCCGGCCUGCCCGCAGAGCUCUACACCUUCUGGCGGCGGCGGCCCUACGUCUUCGGCGGCGCCUUCUGCUUCGCGCGCGGCCUACUCUCGGAGGCCAGUGGCAACUCCAGCGUGCUCGUCAUCGGCGCCUUCACCGCCGAGCGCUACCUGGCCGUGUGCUGGCCGUUCUUGGCGCACGCGCUCAGCGAUCCGCCGCGGGCGGUGCGGCUGAUCGCCGGCGUGUGGGUGGCGUCGGCGGCGUUGGCUGUGCCGCAGGCGUGGCCGCUGCGGGUCGAACUGGUGGCGGGCACGUGCCGGCUGUGCGUGGUGUCGAACGAUUCGUACGUGGAGCCAAUGUUCGAGAUGUCGUCGGUGGUGUUGUUCGUAGUGCCCAUGGCGGUAAUUACGGUGUUGUACGUAUUGAUCGGGUUCAGGUUGAAGUCGUCGAAGGGCUGGAGGGGGAUGAGUUCGAGCGCCAGGAUGCGGAGGAGGUCGUCUUGGAAGGUGGUUAGGAUGCUCGUGGCAGUAGUGGUGGCUUUUUUCAUAUGCUGGGCCCCGUUUCACCUGCAAAGGCUCACCUCCAUCUACCAGAAACCUACGGAGGAGACCAAGGAGGCCCAUAUGAAAUUCUACGCGAUUCUCACCUACAUCAGCGGGAUUUUCUACUAUUUAUCGGCUACGGUGAAUCCGAUCCUGUACAACAUUAUGUCGGCCAAAUUCAGGGAAGCUUUCAAGGAGACCUUUUCCUGCUGCUGGUCGAAGGAGAACCGCGUACAAUCAUAUUCGACGGCAUCGAAAUCCACUCGGAAAUGCCCGGAUUCGAACGAUUCCUAUACGCAGGAGAAUUAUUCCAUGCAGUCCAUCAUGUUAUCCGUGCACAAGAAUUCCCCGGAUUCUACGGCUACUGCGACUUUGAACGGCGCUUUAUCUAAGAAAUGAUCGAUCGACUGCAUUUCUCCGUUAUUUCCAUUGAAAGCAGUAUUAAAAAGGAACAAGUGUAAAGGUAGAGGAGGACGUAGGAGGAGACAGGAGGGAAAUUUCGAGAAUUUAAUAGUUUUAAUUAGCUUGUUACUUUGUAAACUUGUAAAUGUUUUGUUGGGGAAGUAUCUGUACAGUUUAAAAAGGUGAAGGCCAUGCGAAAAGAAGACUUGUAUUUUUAAAUAUUUUUAAUAAAUUGGUUAUGUUUUGUAGUUUA
This is a messenger RNA of Phyllotreta striolata, 1802 nucleotides long. NCBI's taxonomy places the organism in Eukaryota, Metazoa, Arthropoda, Insecta, Coleoptera, Chrysomelidae. The record is from the annotation of a GenBank genome assembly.